Molecule: messenger RNA, 1716 nt
Organism: Penicillium riverlandense
Lineage: Eukaryota; Fungi; Ascomycota; Eurotiomycetes; Eurotiales; Aspergillaceae
Product: putative amino acid transporter
Exons: 1
Coding region: 1-1716 (571 amino acids)
Biological process (GO): amino acid transmembrane transport
Molecular function (GO): amino acid transmembrane transporter activity
Source: RefSeq, a predicted model, not a curated record
AUGGCGGAUACCCGAGGCUUAGGAAGCCGCCUCGACAGCGAAGCAGAAGUUAUUUCCAGGCAUCUGCAUCCCCGAUUUACUGGCGCGUGUGAUGGCAUCAUUGAAAAUGAUGGUGAUGUGCGGGGUAGGCGAACUGCAGAUCAUGGUGGGAACCCGCAGUCCUCUCUCAAAUUGCAAGGAGGUGAUAUACAUCGCGACCUCUAUCGUAUUGAAGCUCGCUCGAAUCGGGGCGGAUUAGAUCAGCGAGCAGCAACAUUCUCGCACCCUCCCAGGUUGGAAACGGACGCUGAUCUCGAUAUCACGAUACGCAAUGAACCAGGGGCGUUUCGCCGGCAGUUCUUGUGGCGCAAUAAGCGCGGCUUCAUCAACAAAUCUGCACCAAAUAGCUUCAUCGAGUUCUUGGAAUUAUACGGUAGAUUCGCCGGUGAAGAGCUGGCCGAGUCGGAAGAUGAGAAAGAUGCUGGAAGUUCUGGAACACCGGUGGAUGAAGUAGAGGGGGAAAGAAGACCACUGCUUGCCAAUCGUGAAAGCUCUCGAGGGGACGCGUCAGACACGAAAACUUUCUUCACACUCCUCAAGGCGUUCAUAGGAACAGGCAUCAUUUUCCUCCCUAAGGCGUUCCGCAACGGUGGCAUACUAUUUUCAUCUCUUGCUCUCGUCACAGUCUCGAUAACGACGACCAUCUGUUUUCAUUUGCUGCUGCAAUGUCGGCGAAGGUAUGGCGGUGGCUACGGCGAUAUUGGAGAAUCCAUUUCUAGCCCGCAUCUUCGCUCCCUUAUUCGUAUUUCCAUAACUAUGACGCAGCUUGGAUUCGUGUGUGCCGCCAUUGCUUUUACUGCGGAGAACCUGCGUUCAUUUGUGGAGGGAGUGGCGGCCUAUGAUAUUAACACACCGUCCAUUUCCGCAAUCAUCGCCCUGCAGUUAGUGAUCCUCGUGCCACUUGCCUUCAUUCGCAAAAUCUCCCGACUCGGAAUAGUGGCCUUACUUGCAGAUGUUUUCAUCUUCAUCGCCAUUGGCUACAUAUACUACUAUGAUCUUUCAGAAAUUUCCCGCCGUGGCCUAGAGCCCACGGUCAAGCUUUUCGACACCAAGACAUUCACUCUGACGAUCGGGUCGUCUAUAUUCAUGUUCGAGGGCAUAGGGCUGAUUCUCCCCAUACAAUCUUCUAUGUUGCAACCAGACCAUUUUGGUCGCAUCCUCUACAUUGUCAUGGCCCUUAUCACAUUUCUUUUUGCUACCGUCGGGAUUUUCUCAUAUGGGGCAUUUGGGAGCCAUACAAAGAUCAAUAUCAUCAGCAAUUUCCCGCAGUCGGAUAAGUUCGUCAAUUUUGUCCGGUUGUUCUUCUCGCUAGCUGUCCUUGUGGGCACCCCAGUGCAGCUUUUUCCUGCUUUGCGGAUCAUGGAGGGAAGAGUAUUCGACCGCAAAUCUGGUCAGCGAGGCCCCCUCAUGAGGUGGAAAAAGAAUAUUUUCAGGACAGGCAUUGUCGUUCUUUGCGGCUUGAUUGCAGCCCUGGGCGCCAGAGAUUUGGAUAAAUUUGUUGCCUUAGUGGGAUCCAUUUCAUGUGUUCCUUUGAUUUAUGUUUAUCCCGCGUAUCUACAUUGGAAAGGUAUCGCGAAUACCCAGUGGGCAAAAGGAGGAGAUAUGUUGAUAAUUACGACGGGGAUUGCCUGUAUGAUCUACACCGCUAUUGUGACUGCGUCUCUACAGUUUAGCUGA